Molecule: messenger RNA, 7372 nt
Organism: Lates calcarifer (barramundi perch)
Lineage: Eukaryota; Metazoa; Chordata; Actinopteri; Centropomidae
Product: rab11 family-interacting protein 2
Exons: 6
Coding region: 446-1858 (470 amino acids)
Biological process (GO): regulated exocytosis
Cellular component (GO): phagocytic cup; endosome
Molecular function (GO): small GTPase binding
Source: RefSeq, a predicted model, not a curated record
GACGUCAAACCAGGAAGUGAGGCUCGCCGCUGGCCGACAGCAGCAGUGAAUAGCAAUGGAUAGCAACAGCCGGGGCAGCAGUCAGAACUGACAUUAGCUGACAUUUGUCUGUGAAACCGUCGCAUGAACGUGUUUGUGAAGCCGCUCUGCGAUGAGCUGAAGUCCUGAAUGUCCCGCUAGAGUCGCUGAAAAUGACGCCGAGAUGACUCACCAGUGGCUUGGACAUCUGUGAUUUGACAGAGGAUGAGGCUCGCUCAGUUUGUCAGACUUGUCAUUGCUUGUAAUGAUUGCUGCUGUAGGCACAAACCACACUGACAUGAACAACAAACUACAGUGAAUCAUGACUGUUGCUUUUUGCACAUCGCGCUCACUAAAAAAGCUAACUACAUAAAGUUAUCAUUUUAGUUUGUUUUGAAUGGCUCUCAGUUAAUAACCGGUGCUGACGAUGUCGCUGGGUGAGCAGUCUCAAAAGUGGUUUCCAACCCAUGUCCAAGCCACUGUUCUUCAAGCAAACGGUUUACAGCCCAAGGGCAAAAAUGGCACCAACGAUGCCUACACCAUCAUCCAGCUGGGCAAGGAGAAGUACUCGACGUCAGUGGCGGAGAAGACGCUCAAUCCCGUCUGGAGAGAAGAGGCCUCCUUCGAGUUACCUGGUCUGCUUUUGGAGGGGAACCCAGAGGUGUAUGAGCUCUGCCUUAUAGUGAUGCAUCGGUCCUUGGUGGGGAUGGACAAGUUCCUGGGUCAGAGGUCCAUCAACCUCAAUGAAAUCUUUGAUAACAAGGAGCGAAAGAAAACUGACUGGUAUUCCUUGGAGUCCAAGCCGGGGAAGAAGAGGAAAGAACGAGGCCGCAUCCAAGUCAGCAUCCAGUUCAUGAGGAACAACAUGACGGCCAGCAUGUUCGACCUCUCCAUGAAGGAGAAGCCCCGCUCGCCUUUCUCCAAGCUGAAGGACAAGAUGAAGGGUCGCAAACACGACAGCAGCUUCGGCGACACGUCCUCGGCCAUCCUGCCUCGCUCGGCCGUGUGCGACUCGGAGCCCAGCCGCCAGUCCUUCGCCCCAGAACCGCAACCCCAGCCCGAAGCAAAGGUCAAGAGGCCGCUACUCGCCGGGGCCCAUAAACUCUCCGCAGCUCAUUCCAUGUCAGAUCUGAUCGGGACCCACUUUAGACCCAAACUGGACUCCAUGAACUCCAUAGAGGAGAGUGGGAGUACAGGUGGACCUCACAGGCGUUCCCAGAGCGAGGUGCCAGGCUAUCAGGACGGCGAGGCACACAGUGACCCUUUCACUGAUAUCACUGACACCCUGCCACAGAAGUAUGCCACGCUCCCACGCAACCGCAACCCGUUUGAGGGGGAGCACGGGCAGCUGUGGGACCGCGCCGAGCGGAAGGAGAAAAAGGAGAAGGUCAGCCUACUGGAACGCGUGACGGGAAAGAAGGAAGGCCGCAAGACCAGCAACGGGGCGAGAUCCGGCAGCUCCGGAGACCUGCGAUCCCCAAACCCCUUCAGCGGAGACUCACAAGCAGACACUAACCCGUUCAGCUCCAACUACAAAACCAGUGAUAAAAAGUCAACAGGAAAGGAGGACGUCACCUUUGGCCACAAGAAGAAAGACGUCUUCGGCAAGAAAAAUGAGGCGACGCGGGAAAGCGUGGCCGCCUAUAGCAACUUAUCCUUCGAGGAAGUUGUGCAGGAACUCAUCAAGCAGAAGGAGGUGGUGAAAAAGAAGGACGCCCACAUCAGGGAGCUGGAAGACUACAUCGAUAACCUGCUCGUACGUGUGAUGGAGGAGACGCCGAGCAUUCUACGGACGCCCUAUGAGCCAAAAAAGAAGGCGGGUAAACUCAGCAAAAAAUAGAGAAACAGGAGGAAAAGUUGCUAAUAAAGGUUUAGUGGUAGCUCAUGUAUCAGUAUCAUAUGGUAAAAUAAGUGGGAACAAAUGGGGUUGAUCAAAGCCAAAUUCAUGAUUGAGCUGUCUUUACUUUAGAGCAUUUUAUUAUUUGAUGGAUGUAGUUUUUAUAGACUUUUUUUCAGUGUUUUUGAUUAUUUUAGUUCAUGCAUUCCUUUGAAAUCACUUCAUUUUUCGGUACUUAAACAGCUACAUGAAAUCCAUCAGCUGAUUCGAGUCAAAUCAAAGAUUAGGUUUAGCUGUACUGAAUGCACUUGUGAACCCACACACAGCUGCCAUCGUCUGCCCAGAAGCUCUUACGGUGCAAACGCAGCCAAAAUCCAUGUUUACCAGAUGCUGUUUGCCGGGAACAAAGUGGUUCGAUAAAAGAUGAAGCUGUAGGUUUUCUGUGUUUACACUCAAGCACAAGUCUUAAACUCUCCUCCUCCCUCAACUACGACACACUCGUUCAGCAGAGGCUUUGUUGACGGCGGCUUUUCCUUCGAUGCUGCAGAUGUGGAUGAACUCUGCUCUCUCCCGCCCAACAGCCCCUGAGUGAUUUAUAGGUAUUCUUAGAAAGACGGGAAGAGAGUUAUGGUAAGAAGUUGCUGGACAGUUUCUCUCCAGCUUCCUGAGUCAUGCAUUUUCUUUUUUGUUUUCUUUUUUCCAAACAAGCGUACGUUCCUUUUAUCAGUUACUGACUUCUCAUCCUUUAUUUUAUUUGUGACGACUAUCAUGUAACUUUCUUCUCCGCUCGCUGAGGGCGUGAUGAUUUUACUAACUUUUAAGUGCAAUAAUCACGACUUUUAAUCAUCCUGCGUUACAUAUUCUGCUGACGAUGUUCUUGUUUACAUUUAAAUUGCAUCUUUACGUUUAUAUUGAUUUGACUCUAUGAGAAAAGAGUUGUUUGUUACAGCCUGCACAGAUCAACCUUCUUCAUUUCCUCCAUUUCCUGUUUUUUUUGCUGAUGAUUGUACUCAUGGUACUUAGCUGCACAUGUGGAUAUUUGCUGAACAAUCUUUAUUUAUAAAUAUGUCACAGCUCAUUUGCAUAUGAACAUUAUUUUAAUGUAUUCUUAUGGUACUUUAUGGUAAAAACGCUACAGUAUCCCACCUGUUCUACUGUAAUAACACUGUAUAGGUACAAAAAAAUCAUGUAUUAAGGACUCGCUGGUUCAGUUUUUAUAGUUCACAUCGGCACUAAUAUGUUUACCUUUAAACAAAUCUCUUCAUUAUGGACUGUGCCUCAGUAUAUUUCAGCUAUUUUCUUUUUGUAACAAGCAUCAGGCGUCACAGGUGACUGUUUGACAGCCUGUGUCAGAAGCUAACUGUCCUCAUUUCACAGUUUUAUGUCAUCUCAGUUCAUGAUGCUAAUGUCAUAACAACAGAUGUUGUUUCCAUGACAAACUCUGCUCCUUAAUUAGUGUUAAUAUGUCAGUUUCUACCAGGGCUGGGCCUUUUUCCCAUCAGAUAUCGAUAAUUGUCACAAUUAAUUAUUUCUUUAAAGUUUUUAAAGGUUGAUUUUGGCUCCUGAGUGAAAGUUAAUUGUGAUUUUAAUGUGACAAACAGUGGAACAAUUCACAAAUCUUAAGUGGAAAAACAAUUAUUUAACGAUAAAAUCCAAGUUAAAUAAUUUCAAAUUGAAUUUAAACCAGGCAUAUCUCUAAUCCUGCGACAUGCAGAGUCAUCUCUGUGCAUGAAAAUGAAUUAUAUUGAACAUUCAUUGUCCAUUUGUCAUAUUUCUAUCAAGGAAAAAAAACAGAUGUAAAAUUGUGAUAAUUAUCGGCUGUCCAAUCGCACUGCUGGAACUAAAAUGAACUAAUGUUUAUUCUCAGACAGAGACUCCCUUCACCUGUGCUUGUGGUAGAUGUUUAACAAUAGUAUAGGUUUACAUUUUAAAUUUAAAGGAAAGCAGCUUCAUGUACAGUGUUAAAUAUGCUUUGUAUUAUCAUAGUUAACUGUCCUUGCACACCAUUUUUAACGAUCUUUACGAGACGAUGAAGAUCCACCUCGUUUGCUGGUAUUUCUAUCUGUUUUGUAAUUACUUUCCAAUCCCAAGUCUUCAGAAUAUCUGACCUUUACACUGUAUGAUACCAAAUCACAGGUGAGACAAAGUGCUGCACUGUAUCUGUGGAAUGUCAACAGUCAGAAACACUUAGUCAGUUCUCUUUUUUCAUGAAUGUUGCACCGCUCAGACACUCAUUUCGUCUUGUGCUUAAAUAUUAUUCUUGUCGUUAUUUUCUGCUGCUGUGAAGGUAGUGAUUUCACCUGAAGGUUUGUCAUCUCUUCUUGGACUUGAGGCCUAAAUCUCUCGUCGCUGAAUGUAUUCCGGUCGGCUUUGAAAAAUUUUGAAAUGUCUAAAGACAAACAAGUACACUAACAAGGCCAUUGAACCUCGCUUGCCUUUAAAGUAUUUGGUGCAUCCAAAGAGAUCAUUUCAUGGGUGAUUUUGUUGUUUUCUUUGUGUUUGUUUCCUCUUUUCUUUGUGAUCAGUCGGAUGAAACUACAGACAAGAAGCUGGUGUUGAUACGUGAGGUUUUUGUGCGAUGAUGUGACACAGAUGUCGGGUAAAUUCCUUUGGACAGAACAUGAUCAGAUCUGCAUAUAUUUUGUAAAACCAAAAACAUUUGGAUCACUUUGUAAAAAUCCUGAGUAUUAUGAUACUAACUGAGAAGAUCUGUUUUCUGUUCUCACUGAAUGCCUUCCUACAUGUGUUGAAGUGUAAACUCUCUUUACCAACUGCUUCAACCAGUCUGUAAUCGCACUGACGAGCUGUUCUUAAUUUACAAGGAACAUAAUCUCACUUCACUUCUUCCUUGGCUUUUUGCACAUUUUGUUGUGGUUUAAAAUGUUUGAGAAUCUGCUUUAUUCUGUCUGAGGUUCAGUCGAAGUGAAACGAGUUCAUUUAAAGCAACAAAAUGUAACUUGGCUGAGCAGCAGCGCCCCCUGCAGGCAGUGGUGAUUAAACCUCUGGUUUAACGCUUCUGAAAUACAGAAAACAAAGCCUAACAAUCGCUUGACCGGAGCUCUGACUCCGCUUCACAAACACACCAAAGUGUAUAAUUCUUGCGUCAGUUUCCUGGCUGGAUAUCAGAGAUGAACGCUGGUUUUUAAUGACUUCUUAGUCUUUUUAACUGAUCUACAGUUCUGGGUCUGAUUCCAGCAGAUUAAGCUGCUGACUAUCACUCAGUUAGAGGGAGAUCGAACCUGUUACACAGAGAAACAACAGGUGUUCAGGGCUCUUCUCUCCCUGUUACGCGUCAUUGUACCAUUAAAACAAUUCAGACGCUGUUAUUUUAAUGUAAAACAGUCGCAUAUUGUUGCUUUAAAUCAAAUUUCAAAAGUGUAAAACUGAAGAAAAGUAUUCACCCCCCAUCUUUCAUUUGACUUUCACUGACAUUUGACAACCUCACUGUGAUAUUUAGGCCUUUUUAAAAACAGUUUUUCUUAAUUUCUCUUUCCAGUGAAGCAGAGCCUUAUUUCUGGCAGUGACGUUUUAGUUUAGGUCAUGUUGUGCAUCAGUAAGUGAGUAAUACUCCUACAGAGAACAGGUGAUUCACACCCAUGUCUACAUGUGCCCUGAAGCCUCAUCGCUUGGCUUGAAAGACAAAAUUACAAAAGAUAAGGUCUGAGAACAUUUGAUGUUGAAUACAUUUGGACCCUGAGGUUAUUUAGUUCAAAUGAAAAAUGAGGGGUGAGUACUUCAAAUUAAUUAAAUUUGCCUGUCAUUUUUCUUUUGGUUUGAUUGCUACAUUUGCUUUAUGCUUUAAUAUAAUUUGGUGCUUUGGUAGAUGUCAGACUGAAACACAAAUCUAAAUGAAAAGCAUUUUCAAAUCAUUUUUAGCACAACAGUGUAAAGGGGUAAAAAAAGAAAGCCUGCAUCAUUAUUAUACUUCUUGCCUCUUUGCAUAAUAUUUGUCAUCCAAUUAAUGCCAGUGUUUGAAUAUGCAAAGUGCUCGAAACGCUCAGAGGCAGAAUUUCCUGUAAAGUUCGACCAUGACUGUGUUGCACAUGCAUUUAAAGUAAAGUGUUGCAGGUGAACGUCCCAUUCCAGAAAAAAACUGUAAACCUAUGGUGGUUUUUUUUUCUUGCCAUGUUGACGAAGCAUGCAUUGAACCUUUUGAUGAAUAUGACAUAAAGCUCGAGUCGGAUCUCACAAUCCUCCUCUGGCAGUCUUUUUAAGUCUUCUGCUGAUAAUAUGAUGCUGCUUGCCAUAGGCCACAUACAGCUGCCAGACACUAAGACUUAAGCCCCGGCUAAAUCCCCUGACGGUGCUUGUAAUGUGGCACACAGUUUUGAAGGAAAUGAUGACUGUCUUUAUAAAAGAUCUUGCCAGUUAGCAAAGCUUCAUUGAGUUUACAGAAUUGUGUGAAGAGGCCAGAACAAUUAAACCUGAGUUUGAUGCUGUAACGUGGCGAUAAUAACUGACAUUCUGAUUUCACACCCCGUUUACACCUGGUAUUAAAAUGCAAUCAGAAUCCAGACAUCAGAUAAUUAACAGUCUGAUCUUGUGUUUGUGUUUACGCCUGGUAUUUUUAAGUUGGUCCUGUUGUCCUCAUGGAGAUCAGAUCUCUGUCCUCUGGAGCAAACCCUGUGUUUGAGCACUUUAAGAUGGCGGCAAAUCAGCUGCAGGCGUCAAAAACAUCUUUGUAAAUUCACCUGUUUCUGCAGGAACUGUCCAGUUUUCCUUGGACAACGCAAAACACCCAUAAACAUCUGGUUUUCCUGAGGCUCCAGAGACGUGAAUCCUCCAUUUCUACCAGUCGCUGUAACUGUUAGAACCUUCUGUCUUUACAGUUGAGCUUCUAACUUCUGAUGCAGGGAGCGUUCAGAGGUCAGAUCUGAGCACGAUGCGGGCCAGACUACCUCCAGAAGGGGUCAGACCAGGUCUAAACGGGGUCUCGGGCACUUGUAAUGUAACAGGAGAAACGAUAAAGUAAAUGGGUGUGUUUGGAUUAUUGUCAUUUCUGCAUGUUUUGAUUAUGUAACACUAUACAGUGUUUUUCUGAUCCAGAAAACCACCACCAUCAUCAACCCUCAUCACACGACCUGAUAAUGUAUUUAACUCUGAACUGUUCUGUGUCAAAGUGUGUUACUGGAGAAGGUAGAUGAGCUUUUGCUUUGUUUAAUAUUUUCACAUAAUAGCCAAUAUGCAAGACUUUGAUACCUGGAUGUUUGGGGAUAAGAAUGUAUGGCUUUUAUAUAUUACUGUAGAAACACAGUCGGGGUCCAGCUGAUGUUUGUGCUGCGGCAACAGUGUGAAGCUGUAAACGGUGAUUGUAUGUAAAGUGCCAACAAUCGCACUAAUUCACAAGAAUCUGGUGAUGCAUUUCUUGAUAUUCACCCAUCCUCAGUGUGCUACAGGUCGAAACAUUGACUGUUAGAUAUUGCCAUCACUGUCAUUAUAAUCAAAUCCCCAAUGUUUCACUGGAUGUAGUUUGAAAGGCGUGUAUUGUCCUUUUAAAUACACUCACUGUAAAUGAAA